This is a messenger RNA of Brassica napus (rape), 2830 nucleotides long. Its product is annotated as 1,4-alpha-glucan-branching enzyme 2-1, chloroplastic/amyloplastic. Bases 80 to 2620 code for a protein of 846 amino acids. Gene Ontology annotation, molecular function: cation binding; 1,4-alpha-glucan branching enzyme activity; hydrolase activity, hydrolyzing O-glycosyl compounds. The record is from RefSeq and is a predicted model, not a curated record. Gene Ontology annotation, biological process: glycogen biosynthetic process; starch metabolic process. Lineage: Eukaryota; Viridiplantae; Streptophyta; Magnoliopsida; Brassicales; Brassicaceae. Gene Ontology annotation, cellular component: cytoplasm. The transcript has 18 exons.
UCCUUAUUUAGAUUUUAUUCCAUUUAAAGCAUUUUCUCUUCGCUUCCUCUCACUCUCUCUUCUCCCAAAGUUGAAUGCAAUGGUUUACACGAUUUCAGGCGUACGUUUCCCUCACCUCCCAUCCAUCAAGAAGAACUCGUCUCUCCCGAGUUUCAACGACGAUCGGAGAACCAACGCCGUCACCUUCUCUCUCAGGAAAGACACUCGCUCCUCCUCUGGUAAAAUCUUUGCUCGGAAGCCAUCUUAUGAUUCUGAAUCUUCUUCUUCAAUAGCUACCACUGCGUCUGAGAAUCUCGGUAGCCAUCAGAGUGACAGCUCUUCAGCAGAAACUCAGGAAACUCUCUCUGAAGUAACUCAGGUACAUGACGAUGUAGAUGCCCAGAAAGCUGAGACAGAGAGACAGGAACAAACUUCUACACUUUCAACAUCUGGAGGCCAGAGUUAUAACGAAAAUAUUGCAAGUAUGCCAGAUUCUCUCGACCAAGAAGUUGUACAGAGGAAGAUCCCACCUCCUGGAGAUGGGAAAAAAAUCUAUGACAUUGAUCCUAUGUUGAAGAGUUAUGAUGGUCAUCUUGAUUAUCGAUAUGGGCAGUACAUAAAACUGCGUGAAGAAAUCGACAAGAAUGAAGGUGGACUAGAGGCAUUUUCUCGUGGUUACGAAAUAUUUGGUUUCACUCGAAGCGCCACUGGUAUCACUUACCGGGAAUGGGCACCAGGAGCUAAGGCAGCAUCACUGAUUGGAGAUUUUAAUAACUGGAAUUCCAAAGCUGAUGUCAUGACUCGGAACGAGUAUGGUGUGUGGGAAAUAUUUCUGCCGAAUGAUGCUGAUGGCUCGCCAGCAAUUCCCCAUGGCUCCCGCGUGAAGAUUCGCAUGGAUACCACAUCUGGUAUUAAAGACUCCAUUCCAGCUUGGAUCAAGUACUCUGUUCAGGCACCAGGGGAGAUCCCAUACGAUGGAGUAUAUUAUGACCCUGCUGAGGAGGACAAAUAUGUAUUCAAACAUCCUCGUCCAAGGAAGCCCACAUCACUGCGUAUAUAUGAAUCACAUGUUGGAAUGAGUAGUACGGAACCAAUGAUAAAUACAUAUGCCAACUUUAGAGAUGAUGUACUCCCCCGUAUAAAAAAGCUAGGCUACAAUGCAGUUCAGAUAAUGGCCAUUCAAGAGCAUUCCUACUAUGCCAGCUUUGGGUAUCAUGUGACAAACUUUUUCGCUCCUAGCAGCCGCUUUGGAACACCUGAUGACCUUAAAUCGUUGAUAGACAAAGCUCAUGAACUGGGUCUGGUUGUUCUGAUGGAUAUUGUGCACAGCCAUGCUUCAAAAAACACACUGGAUGGUCUGAACAUGUUUGAUGGCACUGAUGGUCAGUACUUCCACUCUGGAGAGCGGGGUUACCAUUGGAUGUGGGAUUCUCGUCUUUUCAAUUACGGAAGCUGGGAGGUGCUUCGGUAUCUUCUGUCCAACGCGAGAUGGUGGCUGGAAGAAUACAAGUUCGAUGGGUUCAGAUUUGAUGGCGUGACUUCUAUGAUGUACACUCAUCAUGGACUGCAGGUGGAAUUUACUGGGAAUUACAAUGAGUACUUUGGAUAUUCAACUGAUGUUGACGCUGUGGUCUAUCUAAUGCUGGUGAACGAUAUGAUUCAUGGGCUAUACCCUGAGGCUAUUGUUGUCGGCGAAGAUGUUAGCGGGAUGCCAGCCUUUUGUAUUCCGGUGGAAGACGGUGGUGUGGGUUUUGACUACCGUCUCCACAUGGCAGUAGCUGAUAAAUGGAUUGAGCUUCUCAAGAAGAGAGACGAGGACUGGCAGGUUGGUGAUAUAGUUUUCACGCUUACCAACAGAAGGUGGGGAGAGAAAUGUGUCGUCUAUGCGGAAAGUCAUGAUCAAGCCCUUGUUGGAGACAAAACGAUUGCGUUCUGGCUCAUGGACAAGGACAUGUAUGAUUUCAUGGCGGUGGACAAACAGGCCACACCGCGUGUAGAUCGCGGGAUCGCCUUACACAAAAUGAUACGGCUCAUAACGAUGGGACUAGGUGGAGAAGGAUACCUCAACUUCAUGGGAAACGAGUUCGGACACCCUGAAUGGAUCGACUUCCCGAGGACUGACCAGCACCUUCCUGAUGGCAGAGUCAUCCCCGGGAACAACGGUAGUUACGAUAAAUGCCGGCGUAGGUUUGAUCUUGGAGAUGCAGAGUAUCUUAGAUACCAUGGACUGCAAGAGUUUGAUCGGGCGAUGCAACAUCUCGAGGAGAAGUACGGUUUCAUGACUUCGGAGCAUCAGUACAUAUCUCGCAAGGAUGAAGGAGAUAGAGUCAUUGUGUUUGAGAAGGGUAACUUGGUCUUUGUCUUCAACUUCCACUGGACCAACAGCUACUCCGACUACCGUAUAGGCUGCUCUGUUCCCGGGAAGUACAAGAUUGUUUUGGACUCGGAUGAUUCUUCAUUCGGUGGGUUCAAUCGGCUAGAUGACUCCGCUGAGUUCUUCACCUCUGAUGGAAAGUACGAUGACAGGCCUUGCUCCUUAAUGGUGUAUGCACCGUGCAGAACCGCUGUAGUUUACGCUGCAGUAGAUGGUGAUGAAGAUUCUUCUCUGGUGCCCAUAAGCCUUGUGCCUGACGAUGUUUAGGAGUAAGAGAAUAGCGUCUAAGUUUGCCUAUUGUAAGCUUCUUUGUACUACGAAGAUUUAUUUCUCAUCUCCUUCUUUAGUUUCUUGCAGUAUUAUAAUAACUUUAAAAAGUAGCUUUUAUAUAUGCUUCAUCACAGAUUGUACUUUAGUGAUAUGAACACUUGCUUAGUUCCAAAAAGAUAAAUAUUUGAGAGGAAAAUCUGCAGAGAA